UCCACUUCGUGCAGCCCGGGGACCGAAGCGAGCGCGAGAGCGGGCGAAAGAAGAAGAGAGCUUCCAUCAUGGGCAAUCAGGAGAAGAAGGAAGGGGGAGAAGGGGGGAAGAAAGACGGCGGCACGAUCGCCGUCGUCUUGAAGGUCGACAUGCAUUGCGAGGGAUGCGCUGAGAAGGUGAAGAAAUCUGUCAAGGGAUUCGAAGGAGUCGAAGGGGUGAAGGCGGACAUCGGGGGCGGGAAGCUGACGGUGGUGGGGAAGGUAGAUCCGUCGAAGCUCCGCGAUCGGGUGGCCGCCAAGACCCACAAGAAGGUCGACAUCGUCUCCCCCAUCAAUCCCCCCAAAAAGGACGCCAAAGAGAAAGACAUCUCCAAAAAGCCUGCCGCCGAAAAAGUCUCCAAAAAAUCCGACGAUAAAAAAAAAUCCCAGGAGCCUGUGGUUUCGACGGUGGUGCUGAAGACUCACCUCCACUGCGAUGGCUGCGUCGAUCGGAUUACAAAAAAGAUUCGCAAACUUAAGGGAGUGCAGCAGGUGACGGCGGACGCGCAGAAGGAUCUGGUGACCGUGAAGGGGACGAUGGACGCCAAGGCGCUGCCUGAGGUGCUCAAACAGAAGCUGAAGCAGGCGGUGGAGGUGGCGUCGCCGAAAAAGGACGACGAUGGGAAGAAGAAGGACAAAGGCGGCGACAAGAAGGACAAGGGAGGCGAGAAGGAGACCGCCAGCGGCGGGGGCGGCGGCGGAGGAGGAGGAGGGAAGGACGACGGCGGGAAAGCGGAGGCGAACCGGAUGGACUACUACUAUACGGCGGGGUACCCUUACGGCAUCGAGAUGGGGCACGCGCCCCAGCUAUUCAGCGAUGAGAACCCCAACGGCUGCUCCGUUAUGUGAACCGCAAACGGAGCCGGGAACGGUUUUAUAUUUUUUAAUUUAGGCGGUUUAAUUUUCCUCUGUUAGAAAAGCUCCGUAGAAUAUAAUAUAAUUAAAGAAAAUAGGAAUUUGAUGCAAAUCCUUUUUGGUCGUAGAUAUGAUACUUUCUUGGUUCUGCGGU
Phoenix dactylifera (date palm) is the source of this 1047-nucleotide messenger RNA. Its product is annotated as heavy metal-associated isoprenylated plant protein 3. The record is from RefSeq and is a predicted model, not a curated record. NCBI's taxonomy places the organism in Eukaryota, Viridiplantae, Streptophyta, Magnoliopsida, Arecales, Arecaceae. Gene Ontology annotation, molecular function: metal ion binding.